Cryptotermes secundus is the source of this 4128-nucleotide messenger RNA. RefSeq names its product transcriptional repressor scratch 2. Gene Ontology annotation, molecular function: RNA polymerase II cis-regulatory region sequence-specific DNA binding; DNA-binding transcription factor activity, RNA polymerase II-specific. The coding region runs from base 42 to 854 and encodes 270 amino acids. Gene Ontology annotation, biological process: regulation of DNA-templated transcription. The transcript is spliced from 4 exons. Lineage: Eukaryota; Metazoa; Arthropoda; Insecta; Blattodea; Kalotermitidae. The record is from RefSeq and is a predicted model, not a curated record.
GCCGGGAGGAGUGGAAGGUGGUCCAGCGGGCUCCGUGCAUCAUGCCCAGAGCAUUCCUCAUCACACACCGCCGCUACAACACAGUGGUGGAGUACGAGCAGAGAGACAGCAGUCCUGAGAGGAGCGUCAGUUUAGCCGAGCCGAGUCCUGAGCAGGGUGGUAUAGCUGCAGUAUGCACCGAGGGGCCGGAGGGCUGUCCUCCUGAGCUGUACAACCUCACACAGCUUGCGGAGGUGAGCCUGGCCGCAGCAGCAGGCCACCUCUUCAGCCACCACGUACUCCACUCUGACACCGCGCGGAGUUAUGGGGAGGUGAGGCCUCCUGAAGGAGGGACAGAGAGCGAGGCACACGGCUGUCCGGACUGUGGGAAGCGCUACAGCACAUCAAGCAACCUAGCCAGACACCGCCAAACGCACCGGUCGCUGGGGGACAAGAAGGCCCGACGCUGUCCCCACUGCGACAAAGUGUAUGUGUCCAUGCCUGCCUUCUCGAUGCACGUGAGGACUCAUAACCAGGGCUGCAAAUGUCCCUACUGUGGAAAGUGCUUCUCCCGGCCCUGGCUCCUCCAAGGACAUAUUCGAACUCACACAGGGGAGAAGCCAUUCAAGUGCUCUAUUUGCACAAAAGCAUUCGCCGACAAGUCGAACCUGCGUGCGCAUGUGCAGACACACUCUCAUACCAAGCCACACGUGUGUGGUCGGUGCGGGAAGGCGUUCGCGCUGAAAUCCUACCUGUACAAGCAUGAAGAAUCCUCCUGCAUGAGACUUCACAGUGCCUCAACAAAACCGCUGCCUUCGCCUACACUAUCCGUGCCUCUCCCAGGGAGAGUCCUUGGCAUCGCCAUCACCGUCUGAAGAAGUGCACUCUGCUUCAUUACCAGCCACCGUUACAGAUGGAAGACAAUUGGACUUCAGUUUUAAGGGUUCUCUUUAGAUGCAAAGGAAACACAGUAGGAUAACCGAAGGCAGAACUCUUAUAAAUUGAAACACAUUUACAUGUGGCGCUACCUAGAUCAAGAGAGACUGUCAUGUUCAUUAGCGAUAUGCUGUUAACCGUUUAAAAUUAAGGAUUUGCGUUAAUUACUCCAUAUUUCGGCAAACACUCAAGCAAUAUUCAGGAGAUUAACACAUUUUGUAAUAAUUUCGUGUUCAAUUCAUACCGUCUGCACUUAUUUGUUACGAGUUAAUUUGUUCUCAUCAUCCAGAUUAAUCAAUUGCACAAGAAUUAAUAAUUAUGCCCUAUUCUGAACCUACAAUUCAAUUAUAUUCUAACUCUACCUUUAUAAAACACUUCUUACUUGUCUUAUAAGGAGAUCAUUAUGUUCUAUCAGAACUGAAACUUGUCUGCCAAUGGACGCUGCAUGAUUACUCUUCAGUAGAUACUUCCAUGUGUUGGCUGUCCCGACAGGCAUCCACACCAAAAGUGUAGGGAAGUAACACUUUUGAUUUUGUUCUUUCCUCCGGUGACUUGUGAUGUCAGUGUUUUAUAUAAUAUUAAUUCUGAUGCACUAUUACGACAUGCGCGUACAAAUAUUAAAUUGUUAAAAUAUUAGACGUACAAGGUAAGCACGUUUAUAUCAAGAGCAGAAAAUGGAAAUAAUUAAUUCCGUGUACAACUAGAAAUAUAAUUAAUAGAGAAUGAAAAAAAUACCUAACAGCGGCAUCAGUACUCGCCGGAAAUAUGCAGUGACUAACAUGAAACAAAUUAUAGACGGUUAAGAGCAUAAGGAACGUAUAAAUUGAAGAACCAUGAAAAUGAACCGAGGGAAAAUCGUUGCAGUUUUACUGAUAGAGUUGGCAUAUACCGAAGUUAAAUUCGCAGGAAAAAAUGCCUGGAAAUGAGCUAAAAAUAAUAUCAUAUGUACAUAUUUCAUGAUACAUGACAUGCAUCUUAAUAUCUGGCCUCUAUUAUGGGGCAUUGUACUAUGUCUUCUCUGUGGUUGAGAAACGCCUGUCGAAAAAUUCGUCAAUGUCCAUCGAACUUAUGGAACAUUAUUUUAGAGAAUUUCUCUAGACAAUUCAAUGGUUAUUUAGAGGAGAGUUAGAUAUAUGUCUACAGUUAGAAUACACCUAUCGCUGUGUUUAAAUGCAAAUAAUUUCCUGAUGAUGGGACCAUAAAUGUGUGUGCUUUUUCCUCUGAAUACGUGAUGAGAAAAUGGUGUAAAAUAGAAUUAAUAUUUUUAUAUGAUUGUGAUGAUAUUUCUCAAUAUUUUCCAUUGUGACUUUAUACAUAUAUAGACGCAUAAAAAGGCUUUCAGCCAUAGAACUAUACCCUGGGAGCUAUUCUCACCAAUGUGCCUUUAGUGAGUUGGAAAUGUGCCAACGAAUGACACGUAACUUCUUGUGCUAGAUGUUAGAGUGAAUGUCAAAACAAAGUCCUUCUUUAGGCAGCUAAUAUUCAUGCUUUGUUCUGUGAGUUCUUCAGGCGUGCCUAGAAGAUUAUUUAAUUCACACCAAUUUUCGUUUUAUACAUUUUGUAUAUUAGGUAUCAAGUUUUAGCAAACACGUAACAGACACGGAUUACUGAGCACAAUAAUUUGAACUGUAAGAAUGUAGCACUGGGCACCUUCGUGUCUUGAUAUUUCCAAUGAAGCUCUGCCCAAAACAACAGUGUCUUGUUGAGACUUUGAUGGUUUUCAAGGUGGUGAAAAUUUAGCAUUUGGUGUCCUGGUCGGUGACAUUCUUAGUUUUGUAGGAAGUAACACAAACAUUUCGGAGAAUUUCCGGAUAUGUAAGAAUAUAUAAGCAGCUUCAUUUUCUGGUAUUCCUGGUGAAGUUCUGCUCAAAAAAGUAGCUGUCUUGGUGAGACUUUGAUCGUUUUCACGGAGAUGAAAGUCUCUGAUAACUUUCAGUUUUGUAGGAAGUUGACAAAGGGUUCUGAGAGACCUGCCGUCUCAAUUACUUCUACACUGAACAUGGAGACAGCAGGUUUUCCGUAACUGUUUUGUACUACGAGACUGCACGGUGUCAUGACUCAGAAACUCAUAACCUGAAGCAAAUAAUGUUAUGUUUUAAAACAUGUUUCCGUUAUAAUUCUUGACUUUCCCUGGCUUUGAUUUAUUCAGGUUGAAUCUUCUGUUUUCUGGUGAUAAGGAAACUCAUUUAUGAAAUAGACGCUGAAAUGUUUGUAGAAUACAAUAACAGCAUCUCCCUUGCCCACCGAAAUACUUGGUGCAGAUGAGCAGUCGAUGAAUCUGUUGCUUUACACAGUAUCUGCUAUGUUAUUUAUAAUUUUCACGAUGCGGUGUGCUACUCUGGUGCCGCGGAGAGCCAAGUAGGGGGUAGACCUCUGAGAGAGAAAUGUUUCAGAAAGGGAAUUUAUUCCCAGCUAUAGAUUACUCAUUUUAUCUCCAAGGACUAUAAAAAAUUAAAUUUUAAAAUAAUUAUAACAAUUGUUAAAAUUGAAGUGGCAGAACUUAUUUACACAUCUUAUUCAGAAGGAGUGUACGAAAUAUUGGGACCCAGAAAUUUAGAGUUACAAAACUGUGGAACGAAAAGAGGAUACUGAACAUGUUAAAAAUUAUGCAUUUAUCUUCCGUAAAUUAAAUUCUGAGCGUAAUGUGAAAUAGAAAUGGCAGAAAAUUUACGGGAUUUAAGAAUUCACAAUUAAGGUGUCUUAUAAAAAAUGUCGCUCUAAAGAAUGUACACGUGUGUACUGCCUUCCGGUUCCCUGGACUAUGGACUUCAUAAACAUUCAAAUUCACUAGAAUAAAAGUGUUUUUAUCCCCAAGAGUAUCAGUUUCAAAAUAGACUGAUCCCACAAUUCUUGCUAUACUGAUUCUUGGUGCAGUUAAGAACACUUGUCAGGCUAUGUAGAUACGUACCGUCAAGUGGAGGGCUCAUGGGAGUGAAGAAUUGUAAACAAUAUGAAAGAAAUUGGCUGUGGCCUACUUAAAGAGUCAUCUCAUCAUUUUGCCAAGGGGAUUAAGGAAACACACUAAAACCCUCAGCCAGGAAAGCUGAUCUACUUACUAAGAUUUUAAACCAAGUACGUAACAGGAUAGCCGAUCACAGUGGCCGCGAGGUCUAAGGCAGGAACCUUCUUCGUCCGCCCGAAAACUGGAAUCGUGGGUUCGAAUCCAACCCAAGGCAUGGAUGUUCGCCUUCAUUCUGUGUUUGUGCUGUCCCG